GAAAUGAAUGAAAUUCUAUUAAAAUUUAUUUUUUUAUUUAUUUUCACAAUAAUUUUUAUAAAAAUAAAUUCCCAAUUAAUUAAAGAAGAAGGACAACAACAACAAAGGCUAUCACAAUGCAAUGAUUGGGAAUUUGAAUGUAAAGAUGGAAAUUGUAUUGCACGUUAUGAUCAAUGUGAUGGAAUAAUACAAUGCCCUGAUGGAUCAGAUGAAGAUAAUUGUCGGAAUAGAUAUGAGCAACAUCCAAGAAAAGAUGCUGCCUCAAUUCACUCUUCAACAAAAUCUUCAAUAGUCAAAUCUACUUCAAAACCAAAAACAAAACUUCAAGAAAAACCUUCCCCCAAAUAUUUAUUGUUUGGGGCAAUUAUUUUAUUAAUUUUAAUUAUUAUCGGGAAUAUAUUUUCAAAAUUAAAAAAUAAAUACAAACAAAGAAGAAAUGCUGGAUUUCAUGGAUUUAGAAAAGGAGAAAGUUUAAUUGAAGAAGAAGACGAUUUAUUAAUUGCACAAGCCUACAGUAGUUAA
Molecule: messenger RNA, 522 nt
Organism: Meloidogyne enterolobii
Lineage: Eukaryota; Metazoa; Nematoda; Chromadorea; Rhabditida; Meloidogynidae
Source: the annotation of a GenBank genome assembly